UUAACCAACUGAUUUUCAGCCACUCUUUCUUAGAAAAAUCUGGAAUUUAACAGCUCUUAUUUAUAUUCUCUUUCUCUCACCCUCCCUCCACCAAGGCAUCAACAAGUCCUUCAUUUUAUUUUCACCAUCAUCACGAUAGAGAUAUUCCACAGAAUCUUCCACCCCCCCUCUCUCUGUAUUCCAAGUUUUUCUCUUUGAUUCUCUCUCUCCUUGUGUCUUCCUCUGUGUUUUUUUUUUGGCUCGUGUUGUUGCUUCUUUGGAUUCCCACAAAGACAACAACUAGUUGCUAAAGACUUAAAUAAGUCUUCUUGUUUUCUUUUUUCUGUCACCAACAUAAUAACAAUAAUAAUAUUGACAACAACCAUGUGUGUAAAGGAUGCAAAGCAAGAAAUGUAGAACCCAAUUGACAAUAAUAGUAGUUGUAAUAACAGCAAUAGCAACAAGAUGCAAUCUUUGCCUUUGCAUGGUGACCUCUUGCAAACCCAGAUGGAGAAUUUUGAUCAAGACUCUUCUUUGAUUAGUUCUAGUGGUGGGAUCAGUGUUGCCAACUCUUAUCCUUUGGAAAGCAUCUGUGAGGAUAGAGUGGUCACAGAAAGGAAACAGAAUCUGUUAACAGAUUUUUUUCCCACCCUUCGCUCAGGAGAGUGGUCUGAUAUUGGUGGUCGGCCUUAUAUGGAAGAUACGCACAUUUGCAUUAGUGACUUGGCUAAGAAGUUUGGUUGCAGUUUACUAAGCGAGCAUGCUAUUUCUUUCUAUGGUGUAUUUGAUGGCCAUGGAGGAAAGACUGCAGCACAUUUUGUACGCGAGCAUUUACCAAGAGUCAUUGUUGAGGAUGCUGAUUUCCCUGUAAAACUUGAGAAAGUGGUUACAAGAUCAUUCAUUGAGAUUGAUGCUGCAUUUGAAAAGUCAUGCUCCCUUGAGUCAGGCCGUUCUUCUGGCACUACUGCACUUACUGCAAUGAUAUUUGGGAGGUCAUUGCUUGUGGCAAAUGCUGGUGAUUGUCGGGCAGUAUUAUCACGGGGUGGAGUAGCGAAGGAAAUGUCAGAGGAUCAUAGACCUUGCUGCAUGAAAGAAAGGACAAGAAUUGAGUCCUUGGGUGGAUUCAUCGACGAUGGUUAUCUAAAUGGUCAGUUAGCUGUUACCCGUGCAUUAGGUGACUGGCACCUUGAAGGAAUGAAGAAAAAGGGUGACAGAAGUGGGCCCUUAAUUGCUGAACCAGAACUUAAAUUGGUUACACUGACGAAGGAAGAUGAGUUCUUGAUAAUCGGAAGUGAUGGAAUAUGGGAUGUAUAUUAUUCAAAUCAAAAUGCAGUAGAUUUUGUUCGGAAGAGACUUCAAGAGCACAAUGAUUUGAAGCGAUGCUGCAGAGAAAUGGUAGAGGAAGCAUUAAAACGGGGAGCAACUGACAACUUGACAGUUGUAAUUGUUAGCUUUCACUCAGAGCCACCGCCACCAGUGGUGGUACAGAGGGCAAGAGUCAGGCGAAGCAUUUCCGCCGAGGGGCUUCAGAAUCUCAAAUGCUUGCUAGAAGGCAGUGCUUAAAACUUUUCAUCCAAGUUCCCCAGGUGGUGGAGGGUAGAGCCAAUCAAAUAACAGUACAUAGCUAAAUUGGCUGUCCUCAAGUUUUGUUGGUGUAUACUGUAUAUAAAUUCAUGGGCAAAUAGAAUCUGCAUUUUUCUUCCCUCCUA
This is a messenger RNA of Populus nigra (black poplar), 1688 nucleotides long. Its product is annotated as probable protein phosphatase 2C 27. Lineage: Eukaryota; Viridiplantae; Streptophyta; Magnoliopsida; Malpighiales; Salicaceae. The coding region runs from base 445 to 1542 and encodes 365 amino acids. The transcript is spliced from 4 exons. Gene Ontology annotation, biological process: protein dephosphorylation. The record is from RefSeq and is a predicted model, not a curated record. Gene Ontology annotation, molecular function: protein serine/threonine phosphatase activity; cation binding.